CCGCCCAAUUCUACCCGAUGUUCUGAGAAUAUAGAAUUGAGCCGCCAUCAGCACCACAGAUGUGGUGAAGUGACAGUAUGCGGAGGGCUGUAACUAGAAGACUGUUGCAGGGGCAAGACGUCUGCCUCUUUUGCGCCUUAAGACAUGGAUUCGAGUAUCGGGCAACUGGCGCUCUCCAGCCUCAGCGCCGGCUUUACAAAUCGACAACGCCUUCGCGGCGGCCUGCUGGAGCGGCUGCUGCACGUGCAGAAGAGGAGGAGGACGGCUUUCAUGCACACACUCCUGCACCUGUGCCAAAGAGAGAGCUGCUUGGGUGGAAAUGUCGUUGCAAUCAUGUGAACGCAUCUCACAGAGCAGAAUGCACAAUCUGCACGAGCCCACGCCCACAAAAUGCCGAGCUUGUACACAAAGAGAACAACUCACAUCGUCAACCAACUUCCCACAGAUCACUGUCGUCUAGUUCAGCAUCCCCCGCCGCCUCUCGUGAACCGGCAAGACAGGAUCCGCCACUUUCCUCCGGCUCAAGCGAUCAGUCUACAAGCGGGCCCAGUCGCCCUAGAUUUGAUUCUAGGACAAUCCUUGACCAAGCAAAUGUUCCAUUCACGCCCUACCAGCCCGCGGUUCCCGGCCAACAAAGGCCUCCUCGAAGUGGUCGGACACGGCACGGUGCUGAUGAAUCAUUGGGAGAAAGCGCGCAAAAUCAGAGUUUCAGACAUCGAAAUCGACUCCCCACUUCCGAAGGACCGAUCAUCAAGUACAGCAGCCCCCGGGCUCCUCGAACGCAGCAAGACUCCGGCGCAAGAGAGGGUGGUUUUACGGAUACGUCUGGGUUUGGCGACCAGCGGAGGCCACAGUUUGAGUAUGGACGGAGAGAUGGGUGGCACACCAAUGGAAAAGCUUCUGGAACUGGCUCGCCGUCAUGGAGACAACCGGGAAGUUAUCAAAAUACACAUAAUACUCGGCCCGCGAAUCGACCGAUGAACGAUACUGUCCCCACCGAUACUCGAAUUGGCCGUACCGUCGGCACAACACGCCGCGAAGGGUCCGUCCCACGAGAUUCGAAUAUUCCGCGGUCUAGUUUUCGGGAGCCUCGUCAAUACCGAGAACCUCGUCCCGACUCACAGCAGCGCAACGGCUUCGACCGUGGGGGUAGGAAAGGGGCACCUCAAAUGACUCCACUGGAUGCUCGCAGGCCCGAUUCAGAUCGGACCGGUCGCGUCUCAGAAUUUCCGGCCAUUCCCGACGAUGGAGCUGUCGAGACUGUUGAUGCUGCAGUUCUUGACGGGUCUGAGGAAGACUGGUACAGGCGCAGGACCGCGGCGCAGAAAGAACGUAACAGAAGAGGCAGGGUCUACGAUGUCGAGACUGAGGAGCCCUUCCAUACUUCGCAGAUGGCUAGUUCCCCGGUUCGAACGAAGAGGGUACCAAGGCAAAGCACGCUUGAUUUUGACCCAGAUAUGGUGGAAGAAUUGCUUGACGAAACAAGUUCGAGACGCAAAAAGAAGAAGGGAGGGCAAGCUAAGGCGGUGCCGAAACAGCCAGCAAGACCUGAGAUUCGGCUGCCUGAAUUCAUCACUGUUGAAAAACUAGCCCAAUGUUUGAAGGUUAAGCUGCAGGACUUCAUCGACAAGUUGGAGGAAGAGGGUUUCGAGGGUGCUCGCUACGAUCAUAUCCUGGACUCUGGAACAUCAGCCAUGUUCGCCGAGAUCUACGGCUUCGAACCCAUCAUCAGUAGCGUGGAUGAGUCGCGGGACAUAGUCGCGCGUCCUCCGCCUGAGGACCCGUCUUUGCUGCCACCACGGCCACCUAUCGUUACCAUCAUGGGCCAUGUUGAUCACGGCAAGACCACGAUUUUAGAUUACUUCCGAAGAUCAAGCAUCGUCGCCUCGGAACACGGAGGGAUUACGCAGCACAUUGGAGCAUUUUCUGUUACGAUGCCCGGAUCCGAGCGAGACAUCACCUUCCUUGAUACACCUGGUCACGCCGCGUUCCUAGAGAUGCGGCGACGAGGUGCCAACGUUACAGAUAUCGUCGUGUUGGUAGUGGCGGCAGACGAUAGUGUCAAAGCGCAGACCGUUGAAGCCAUCAAGCACGCGCUCGAGUCCAAGGUGCAAAUCAUUGUUGCCAUCAACAAAGUCGACAAGGAGGACGCCAACAUUGAGCGUGUGAAGCAGGAUCUCGCCCGCCACGAUAUUGUUGUCGAGGACUACGGCGGCGAAUACCAGGCCAUUCCCGUGAGUGGGAAAACCGGUCAAGGAAUGGGUGAUUUGGAGGAAGCCAUCUUGACCUUGGCCGAUGUGGCCGACUUCCGAGCCGAGACCGAUGGUCAAGCAGAAGGCUGGAUUAUUGAAAGCAAAGUUGGCCCGUCUGGUCGGGUUGCCACCGUACUGGUACGCCGAGGAACCCUGAGACCCGGUGAUUUCAUUGUCGCCGGCACUACUUGGGCGCGCGUACGUACCCUACGGAAUGAUUCGGGCCAGUUGAUAGACGAGGCACCGCCUGGCACCCCUGUCCAGAUUGAUGGUUGGCGAGCGGGAGACCCGAUGGCUGGUGACGAGGUUCUCCAGGCCGAGAACGAAGCGCGAGCCAAGGAAGCAGUAGAAGUUCGACAAGAAAGAGAAGAAGCAGCCCGGGCCGUGGACGACAUGACUGCCAUCAACACCGUCCGCUCUGAAGAUGCAGAAGCCCGGGCAAAGGUGUUGGAAUGGGAAAAGGAACAAGGAUAUCUUUCCAUGAGAGCCAACAGACGACCUAAGGACAACGAGGGCUGGGUGGAGAAAGAACAGUCGGGGCCUAAACAGGUUCAUUUUGUCAUCAAAGCUGAUGUUGCUGGCAGUACUGAGGCUCUUGUCGCUGCAGUGAGCGCGAUUGGCAACAAUGAAGUGGUGGCGAACAUCAUUCAUAGCGGCACGGGAUCGCUGACGGAGUCCGAUAUCAAGCUUCUCGCCGCCACUGGUGAGGUCGGGUAUGCAAUCUCUUUCAACCAGCCGGUGGAUGCUUCGAUACGGCGUCUCGCAGAGGCGGCGCGCCUGCAAAUUCUUGACCACAACAUUAUAUACAAGGUCACGGAUGAUGUCAAGGAUAAAAUGAGCGAUGCACUGCCUCCAAUCGUCACCCAACGAGUGUUGGGCGAGGCUGAGGUGGGUGAGAUAUUUGAUAUCCACGUCAAGAAAGCGACGGUCAAGAUAGCGGGAUGUCGAGUGACUAAUGGAACCAUACGCCGAUCGGAGAAAAUCCGAGUCCUGCGAAACGGCGAAGUGGUGUACACCGGCAUGCUUAGCUCUUUCAAGAACAUCAAAAAAGAUGUCACCGAGAUGCGCAAGGGCUCGGAGUGCGGAAUGGGCUUUGAAAACUGGGAAGACUUCCAAGUCGGUGACCAGAUUCAGUCCUUUGAAGAGAUCAAGGAGAAGAGGACCUUGUAUUAGUGGCCGGCUGGUAUUCUGGACUGUAACUCAGCAAAAGAACGCCAGCCUGAUCUGAUGCGGAAUGAGACUGACAGAGAUCUGGCCAGCUGAGACGAGCAGGGAGGGCGGCGGCUACACAACAAGGCUGUAGCACGAGGCUGGCGGGUUUCGCCUGUGUCGACGUGGCUCAACCAAUCAAUGUCCGAGAAUCACCCUGUCUUGGCACGAAACUCCAGCGCGGCCAGGCGCCAACAUCGCGUCUCUAUUCAGUUUCUCCUCGCCAACCAUGUGCGUCUCUUCUUUGUGUCUCUGACGAGGCAGUCCAAACCCAAAAGCAGUGCAGGUCGCUGUAUAUGUUUCAGUGGCCGGAAAUUAACAUGUCUCAGGCGCUUUAGAAUUGUGUGGCGGUAGACAACUGCCUAACGGAGGCCAUGCAUUUCAUACAUACUAUAUGAUCAAGAGCUGUGUCCUGUAAGUUGUCAGGUCUGGCUUGUCGACUCUCUCCUCAAGAAAAUUCCUUUAUCAUCUGCUUGUUUUUGUGUAUCAAAAGUGUCGUCCUUGCGCCGGCGUGAACCCCCCUCACUCAACUUCCAACUAUUGCAUGACUUGGAGCACAUUCGGAGCAGAGUCGUUUCAAGAUACAGCGCUGUAAAUAUGCAACUCACUCUCGGUUCAUUGUGCUUGCUCAUUUUUUCAAGCGUGGCAUCGGCUGGACCGAUUCAUAUGCGGGAUAAUGUAAUACGACAUGCGAACGACCCGGCAAAGCGUUAUGUGGUCAAUGAACAUCUCACUAGAGCGCACAGUCCUCUGAGAAGAAGACAGGCAUCUCCACUGCUGGUUACGGGUGUGGAAGCCUCCAGCACGACUAUACGAAAAGGGACGGAGGACGGAUCGGUCCCUGCAGUCGGCGUUGGAGGAGACAAUACCAGCCUGCUGAGCUUCUUGACAUUUCCAAGUUCCCCGUCCACGACAACAGUCACUACAAUAGUGGCAGCCCCAACCACAGACACGGAUGGAAGCGCAGAGUCCGUGACUUCGAGGGCGGGAGAAAACACCGGCUCCGAUUCUACGCAAGCACCGGACUCGGGGACAGCAGUCCUCUCGGGUGCCGCUCAAACAGAAACCGAGCUCCAGUCACCGGCAGCCUCGACAACCACAAUACAAAUCCAGACCACAAUACUCAAGACUGUUCAGGUCACCGCUGAAGUGACUGCUGAAGCUACAACUACAGAUAGCGCGACGAGAGAGGUCGAGCCAUCAACCACGCCUGUGAAUGGUCAGCAAGGUCAGCAGCAGCAGGGACAGCAACCAAGUGCUACAGUUACUGUUGUGUUUGUCACUGCCGCGCCGACCUUUACUGGCCCAACUGCCGGGUUUAUAACACUGACCCCUUCCGAGCCGGCUUCAGUUAAGUGGUGGCAACCACAACGGUUCAAGCUGUAUCGUUAUCUUCGGACUCUAGCAGCGAGACAACUGGCAUUUCAUUGUCUGGAACGGCACCUCUGUCAAACCAGAGUAGUGCAACGGGUUUGUCAGUUCUAAGUCCCGACUCUGCGUCCACAUCGUCGCUCUCGGCCAUAACUGCAACCACGGCCCCUGCUUCGACCACUGCGGGUGGUGUAGCCGUGAUCCCUGUGACGCCGGGGUUAGUACAGGAUCGAAUCACUGUCACAGAGACGGUUACGACGACGGUGACUGCUAGAUAGGAGAUGCGGGAAUGCUGGUGGAACAGAGUUGACUUUGGAUGUUUCCUGCAAAUAAUAUUGUGCUGCUUGCAUGGAUGCUGAGAUAGAUUGGACAACGCAAGUAAUGGUAGAAUACCAGUAGCGCAAUGUUUAAAGGUGAUAUAUUAGAACGUCUAUACACCAUUGCAGAUUGCUGGCGCCAUAUGGUCUGAGGGGUGUUUGUACCAUAGUUUAAUGUUCAGAACAGAUUCAAGUGUUGAUAAAUAAUCCUGUAACGUGGC
This is a messenger RNA of Exophiala dermatitidis NIH/UT8656, 5370 nucleotides long. Its product is annotated as translation initiation factor IF-2. Bases 78 to 3425 code for a protein of 1115 amino acids. NCBI's taxonomy places the organism in Eukaryota, Fungi, Ascomycota, Eurotiomycetes, Chaetothyriales, Herpotrichiellaceae. The record is from RefSeq and is a predicted model, not a curated record. Gene Ontology annotation, biological process: translational initiation. The transcript has 4 exons. Gene Ontology annotation, molecular function: translation initiation factor activity; GTP binding; GTPase activity.